AUGAGCCAUAGCCCAAUGUUGUUGUCUACGCGUGAUGCACAACGUGAAAGACGAGCAUCACACAUUUUUUCAUCAACUUCUGUAGCUGAAAGAUUAAAUCUAGCUGGUAUAGACAAUGCUAGUUUUCGAGCAGAUUCAAUAUCCGAUCUUCAUGGAUCUCCUACGUUAUCACGAAGACAAACACAGUCCCAUAUUCAAACACAACCAUCAGACACGGUGAUAGAUGCUUCAGCAGACGAAGAAACAACUAAUAAUGUAAACCAAGUGAUACCUACACAGAAAACAAAAUAUCAGUGGAAAAUGAGUCACUAUUUUUACAUUCACGUAUGCUUCUUCAUUUUAAAUGGAUUAUUCGGUGGUUUAGUAGUUUGGCUUAUUGAGAAUCAUUCUUCUUCACGAAAUGUAGAAAUGACAGUACAUUAUAUUGAUGCUUGGUUUGUUAGUAGUUCAUGUGUAUAUAGUUGUGGUUUAACAACAAUUGAUUUUGCAAAACUUUCACGUGCUUCUCAAGUUAUUCUUAUGGGCUUUACAUUUAUAUCAGGUGUUACAAUAAGUACAUUACCAGCAUUACUUGUUAAAGCUCGUACACACAAACGAGUUGAAGGAAUAACUGUCGAUGAUGAUCAUUAUGACGUUGAAGAAAGUAAUAAUGAUGAAUUACCAACAUUUAAUACUCGACGUGAAAGAAAUCUACCAGAAGAUGCUCGAAAUCGACUAGCAACAUUGCCAACUGUGUCACAACUUCGCUAUCGUGCUUAUAUAACUUGUAUUUUUCUUAUUCUUGGCACUUAUUUUACUAUUUAUACUAUAAUAUUCAUUGCUAUUGGUAGUUGGAUAACAGCAAAAUAUACACCCGACCAACUACUACAAGGAAAUUCUACUGUGAAUCCAUGGUAUAUUUCAUUUAUUGUUACACUAACAGGUUUUAAUCAGAAUGGUUUAACACCUUUCUCAGAUGGUUUUGCACGUUUUAUUCACGAUGUUUAUCUCAAUUUAUUUGCUAUGAUUAUAGUUAUGAGUGGCACAUCACUUUUUCCUGUUAUAUUACGAAAUGUAGUUUUGCUGGUACGUGUUUUUUCUCCAUGGCGUCAUAAAGUUGUUUUCGAUUAUAUUCUUAUGAAUAAUCAUCGUUUAUCUACUUUACUCUUUCCUGCUUUACAAACGCGUAUUUAUUUGAUGGUAACAAUUUUAUUAUAUAUAUUAGGUAUUAGUAUAUCAUUGAUCUUGGAUUUACACAGUAAAAACCUUGCUCAAUAUCCGCCAGGUACACGUUUUCUUAUAUUUCUUUUUCAUACUGUUAAUACGCGUUUUGCUGGGUUCCAAUCGUUGGAUAUCAGUUUAUUUGCGACAGCCACAUUAGUAGUUUAUCUGUUACUAAUGGCAACUAAACCACAAAUGUUAUGUGCACUUGAUGAAUCUCCGCUAGAAUUGUCUUGGCUAGCAUUACAAGCUAGAGAGGAAGCUAAUGCUGAAUCAACGUCUAUAGAAAAUGGAAAUAGUUCUUCAGGUAUACAAACACGUAAUAAUCGAGCAGGAUCGACUGCGUCCUUGUCAACAAAUGCUGGUCUACCUAUACGACAAAUGCACCGUUUUCUACGUCGACAAAGUUUAGUGACGAGAGGUCUUGCACGACAGCAUUUCGUUCGUGCAGAAUCAUUAGGUGAGGAAAAUUAUACACCUCCACGAUUAAGAUAUUUACGUAUUCGUUUAUUUCUUAUCUAUUUUACAAGAUCUAUUAUAAAACAUACGUUUAGUUUUGUUAUAUUAACACGUACUUGGUUAUUUUUUUUUAUUUUUCUUAUCUGUGCUUUUGAAUAUCGUCAAAUGGCACCCGUUGAUCCUAAUAUAACUGUAUUUAAAAUCAUUUUUGAAAUAAUAUCAGCAUUUGGAGGUGUUGGAUUAACACUUGGAUAUCCAAAUGUAUAUUCGAGUUUUGCUUCUGUUCUUUCACCAGCCAGUAAAACUAUACUUGUGAUAACAAUGUUAAUGGGUCGACAUCGUGGUUUACUUGCUUCAAUGAAAGAUCAAGAAGCUAUUGAAUACAGUGCUGCUGAUUUACUUAGUCAUCGACGUGAAGAAGUUAUAAAUCAAUAUCAAAGAACAACAUCCAAUACAAAUGUUCUUCGCGAGACGAGAUCUCCACAACUAACUACGCGAUUUUAA
Messenger RNA from Rotaria socialis, 2163 nucleotides. Lineage: Eukaryota; Metazoa; Rotifera; Eurotatoria; Philodinida; Philodinidae. The record is from the annotation of a GenBank genome assembly.